Hippoglossus stenolepis (Pacific halibut) is the source of this 6494-nucleotide messenger RNA. RefSeq names its product solute carrier family 4 member 2b (gene slc4a2b). NCBI's taxonomy places the organism in Eukaryota, Metazoa, Chordata, Actinopteri, Pleuronectiformes, Pleuronectidae. The transcript is spliced from 25 exons. The record is from RefSeq and is a predicted model, not a curated record. The coding region runs from base 635 to 4411 and encodes 1258 amino acids. Gene Ontology annotation, cellular component: plasma membrane; apical plasma membrane; basolateral plasma membrane. Gene Ontology annotation, molecular function: solute:inorganic anion antiporter activity; monoatomic anion transmembrane transporter activity. Gene Ontology annotation, biological process: regulation of intracellular pH; transmembrane transport; bicarbonate transport.
CCGCCGCUGCCUGAAGCCUGGGCUGGGAGACACAGGGAGAUAUAGAUGAGGCAUACAUUGACCCACGUGCAGCUGUUGGCUGUGUGAGACUGGACACGUUCCAGUGGCUGCGUGCACAAAGAGUAACUUAGCACAGUCGUGACGAAGUGUCGGACGCUGCCAAACCCCCGAGCGGGGUCGUGUGGUCACUGGGCUGUGAAGCGGGGAGGUAGAGAUGUCUGCAUGUCGAAAGGCUCAGGGACUUGGCUGGGGGACUUCUAAACUGCUGAGCUAUUUCAGGCUAAAACACUCGGAGGCAACAGAGGCACAGCUAUCAACAUACACCACUGCCAAAUCCCCCUAGAGACCCGCCAACAGGGCAGCUGUCCGAGGUAUACAGCGUCUCCGAGGGCAGUGUUUGCAUUAGGAGGCUCGACCGGGUGAGAGCACCGGGUUCGGUUCUGCAUCGGGUCGCUCUUCACAGCAGAGUUCAGAAUUGCACUACAAUGUCUGCGGUGGCUUCUCUGCAGUAAGCACACAAAGGUUAUGCUGCCCAAAAGCUGUCUGAGUCCCAGCGAGAAAGAGAAGGGCUAAAGCCGCACUGAUCCACACCAGCUUUCCAGUUCCUCUCCAGCAGCAACUCCACUGCUGAGCCAUGAGCAACCCCGGCACUCCCAGCCAGAUUACAGAUGCCGUGGCAGCGGUCAUUCACAGUCCAGAGGCCCCUGCUGCCUCGUCACUACACGGGACGCCACGCACAGAGGAAGAGGACGAUGGGGACCUGAACAAAGCUCUGGGCGUCCAGCGCUUCCAGCAGAUCCUCAGCCCGGCUUCUGUCGUCCCCGAUGAGCAGCACCACCCCUACCAUGACGAGGACAUUGAAUACCACCGUCACUCGUCUCACCACAUCCACCGGCCUCUGUCCAAACUGCCCUCAGAGGGACGCAGGAAGAAGGGCGGCAAGAAGAGGAAGAAGGAAAAAGAUCACAAAAGCAGCCACGUUCCCAGCAGUGGCCCCAUCGAGGAGGGAGAGGAUGAAGAGGAAGAGGAGGAGGAGGCAAGUUCUGCUCCAUCUGACUCCGAGAGAGCGAGGGAUGUGGAGUUCUUUGUUUCCGAUGAAGACCAUGCAGCCACACGGGGCACAGAGAGCCCUCACACAUCCCGAUCGCUGGACAUCGUACCGCAGUCUGGUGUCGGAGCAGACGCUGAGGAUGUCACUUCCACAGAUAAGCCGGACACAUCCGACACUUCCAGCCCCUCUCAGUCAGGGCCCCCUGAACACAUAGCGCUGGCCCGGGUGUCAUCCACCAGCCGCAGCUACGAUCUGCAAGACCGCCGGCGCACGGGCAACAUGACGGGUACCGAGCAGGCCAAGUACGAGCGCAUCCCCACGGACGAGAGCGAGGCUCAGACACUGGCCUCCGCUGACCUGGACGGCAUCAAGAGUCAUCGUUUUGAAGAUGUCCCCGGCAUGCGCAGACACCUGGUCAGAAAGAGCACCAAGGGACAAGUGGUGCACACCGGUAAAGACCACAAGGAGCCGACCACCCGCAGCCGCAAGCAGGACCAUAGCCCACAUGAGCCGUUACCGGUGAUUCUGUACCGCAGUGCCUCGCGGCCAGAAGGCGUCAUGAUGCCCUCCGGUAAAAUGGCUCGGUACCAGAAGGUGUUUGUAGAGCUGAACGAACUGACCAUGGACAAGAACCAGGAGAUGCAGUGGAAGGAAACGGCUCGUUGGAUCAAGUUUGAGGAGGAUGUGGAGGAGGAGACAGACCGCUGGGGGAAACCUCACGUGGCAUCUCUGUCUUUCCGCAGUUUGCUGGAGCUCAGAAAGACCAUCUCGCAUGGUGCGGUGCUGCUGGACCUGGACCAGAAGACCCUGCCUGGCAUCGCACAUCAAGUGGUGGAGCAGAUGAUCAUUUCUGAUCAGAUCAAAGCCGAAGACCGAGCCAACGUCCUGAGGGCCCUGCUGCUUAAACACAGUCACCCGAGCGACGAGAAAGAGCACACCAGCCCAUUCCCCAGGAACAUCUCCGCCGCCAGCCUAACACACCACCACGGUGCCAACCACGGUGCCAACCACGGUGCCAACCACGGUGCCAACCACGCCCAUCAGCCAGAGCCGUCUGCCACCGACCCGCUCAUGGGCACCGUCCACGCUGCGGUGGACACGGACACACGUGUCGACGUGGAGAAGAACGAUGGACAGCAGAAGGAGUCGUCCUUAAUGACUGGAAUGCAUCGAUCCAAAUCCAAACAUGAGCUGAAGCUGCUGGAGAAGAUUCCUGAAAAUGCAGAGGCCACAGUUGUCCUUGUGGGAAGUGUGGACUUCCUGGAGCAGCCCACCAUGGCGUUUGUGCGGCUGCUGGAGGCGGUGGAGCUGGAGUCCGUCCUUGAGGUCCCUGUGCCUGUCAGGUUCCUCUUUGUUAUGCUGGGACCCCCCAGCACGAGCAUUGACUACCACCAGAUAGGACGCUCCAUCUCCACGCUGAUGUCUGACAAGCAAUUCCACGAGGUAGCCUACCUGGCAGAUGAGAGGCAGGACCUGCUGAACGCCAUCAACAGCUUCCUGGACGGCAGCAUCGUGCUGCCGCCGUCGGACAUGGGAGGUGACGAGCUGCUGCGCUCCGUCGCUGGCUUCCAGCGGGAGAUGCUGCGCAAGAGGGCGGAGCAGGAGGUCAAACUGCUCAAAGAGACUAUAAGCGUCGAAGAAAACGAGGCCCUCCUCGAUCCUCUGAAAAAGUCAGCCGACCCUUUAGCGCGCACAGGACGCCCCUUUGGUGGCCUGAUACAUGACGUGAAGCGGCGUUACCCGAAGUACGUCAGCGACUUCAAGGACGCCCUCAACAGUCAGUGCAUGGCUGCGGUUAUCUUCAUCUACUUCGCUGCCCUCUCUCCGGCCAUCACAUUCGGAGGCCUGCUCGGUGAGAAGACGGACGGUCUGAUUGGUGUUUCUGAGCUGAUUGUGUCGACCGCCGUGCAGGGCGUGAUCUUCUGCCUGCUCGGGGCUCAGCCGCUGCUGGUCGUGGGCUUCUCCGGACCCCUGCUCGUUUUUGAAGAAGCAUUUUACAGUUUCUGCAAUUCGAACGAUAUCGAGUACCUAACAGGCCGCGUCUGGAUCGGGUUCUGGCUCAUCAUCAUCGUGGUCAUCACUGUGGCGUUCGAAGGCAGUUUCCUGGUCCGCUUCGUCUCCCGCUUCACCCAGGAGAUCUUCUCCUUCCUCAUCUCCCUCAUCUUCAUCUGCGAGACCUUCAUCAAGCUCGGCAGGAUUUUCAAGGAGCACCCACUGAAAUACUGCUCCCUUGACAACAGCACGGUAGGUGGCACCUCGAUGGGAAACACCACCCUGGUUCUGAGCAACAGCACCUCGCCUGUGCCGCUGAAUGUCCAAGGCAAGCCCAACACGGCGCUGCUGUCCCUGGUCCUCAUGGCCGGGACAUUUUUCAUCGCUUUCUUCCUGCGCAAGUUCAAGAACAGUGCGUUCUUUCCUGGAAGGCUUCGCAGGAUCAUUGGAGAUUUCGGGGUUCCAAUCGCCAUCCUCAUCAUGGUGCUGGUGGAUUACAGCAUAGAAGACACAUACACACAGAAACUGAGUGUCCCCCGUGGACUUUCUGUGACGAGUCCCGAAAAACGCGGCUGGCUCAUCAACCCUCUGGGUUCGGAAGGUAAAUUCCCCGUCUGGAUGAUGUUCGCCUGCUGUUUCCCGGCUAUGCUGGUUUUCAUCCUCAUCUUCAUGGAGACGCAGAUCACCACCCUGAUAGUGAGUAAGAAGGAGCGGAUGCUGGUGAAGGGCUCUGGUUUCCAUCUGGACCUGCUGCUGAUCGUGACGCUGGGCGGGGCCUCGGCUCUGUUCGGGCUGCCGUGGAUGGCGGCCGCGACCGUGCGCUCCGUGACCCACGUCAACGCCCUCACAGUCAUGAGCAGGGCCGUCGCCCCUGGAGACAAGCCUCGCAUCCAGGAGGUGAAGGAGCAGAGGGUCACUGGGCUCCUGGUCGCCAUCAUGGUUGGCAUGUCCAUUGUAAUCGCUGACCUGUUGCGUCAGAUCCCCCUGGCCGUCCUGUUUGGUAUCUUCCUCUACAUGGGUGUGAUGUCUCUCAAUGGCAUCCAGCUCACAGAGCGGAUGAUGCUGCUGCUUAUGCCACCAAAGUAUCACCCUGACCACACCUACAUACGCAAGGUCCGAACGCUGCGCAUGCAUCUGUUCACCUGCAUCCAGCUGGUGUGUCUGGGUGUUCUGUGGGCGGUCAUGUCGACACAGGCGUCUCUGGCGUUCCCCUUCGUCCUCAUUCUCACCAUUCCUGUGAAGAUGUUCGUGCUGCGCCGCAUCUUCACCGUCAGAGAGAUAGAAUGUUUGGACGCGGACGACGCUGAGCCAAAGUUUGACGAGCGCGACUGUCAGAACGAGUACGCGGAGGUGCACAUGCCUGUAUAACCCUGCUACACGCCCUCGUCGUACCAGUCAACUCCUCUUAGUGGACACCGUCAUCUGUCAAUCACAACCACUGACAUCUUGGAUGCAGCGACUCCAACUUGAAGCCCUCGUAAAGAAACUUGACGCCACAUCACUGUGCACCGCCGACCCUCAUCAUCAUCAUCAUCCUCCUCCUCCUCAAGUCACCAGCACACAGAACGUCUGGUUGUUGCUUGAGUCAAACUUUUCACUAUUAAAGUAGCUUUAUUUAUCAGGUUGUUGGAGGCUUCUCUGAUGGUUAGCAGCACUUUGUGGUCGUUAGCGUGCUUCACUCGUACUUUUUUUUAAAAAAACAGGUAUUUCAGGGGAAAGAAAAUCAAAUCCAUGUGAUCUGAAGCUCUAAAUGAAAUUAACAGUAGAUAGAUGUGCAAGACCGAUUUAAUUUUAAGCCCUGAAAGGUUGCUCUCAUUCACAUUGAAUAUGUGGGUCAAACAUUCUUUUAUAUUCUUGUGCUAGUUUCUAGUUUGUCGCUUUUCUCCGUGUUUUAAGCUCACCAAGCGCCUUAUGAAGGAAAUGAACCGUAUACGGAGGUGUUUGUUUUUCCUCGUCCUGUAUUAUUGUAGACAGCUGAUCACUUUGCCCGCCUCCUGAAGCUCGUAGCACUUUUUAAAGAAACCAAAUCUGAACGAUGACUGUAUUUUAAUGUGAUUUGUUUUAUCUCUUUAGCGUCCUCUUAAAAACCCAUGAAUCGAUAUCAGCGUAGCUUUAGUUUUCCUCUUAAUUGCUUCUGAUUGAUUUUUAGCCUGUCCUAUAACUACUCGUAAUUUUUUGUGCUCAAACGCAGCAGUUUAUUUUGGCUUUAAGUCAACGUCUGUACCUGUCGUGAGUUAAAAGCACCAACAGAGGGAGAUCUUGCAGGACUGUGCUGAAUGCUAUACCAAAAAAUUUAAAAACAGUAAAUGAAAAUGCAAUUACACUAAUGCCAUGACAUCUUAACACACGUUUUUUUUGUGAAAGUAAGAAAAACACAGUUGCACAUUAAUGAAUUUACUCUAAAUGUCUCCACGCACAUGUUUAGGGCACUAAAGUUCUGAUGGUUCGUUUCGACCUCUCACUCGGUUUGGUUGGUUGGUUGUUUUUGGGGAAUCGCUGUAAUUUAUUGGUGUCUGUGUCCGAGUGCCAAAACCGUGGCUCGUGUAAAUAGUUUUGUGAUCAGAACAAUAAGCUGCAGUUCAGUCAUCUCAAUAACUGUAUUGUUUUGGCCUAAUUCACACAUUUUUCAUGGUAUAACAUUCCUCGUUUUAUCAAAUUUCGUGCUGUUUUGGGGGUUGGGAGGGAACUAAUUGUUAAAAACAAUUUUUAUUCACUCAUGAGCUUGGUCGACCAAAUUUCCACACGAGCUGUGUAGACAAUCUCAAUAUUCUUAUUACUAAGAGGGAAGGUUUUUAAAAAGAAAUAAGAAGUAUAUAUAUAUAUAUACACGGUGUUUGUGAUUAAUUUCAAGUUGUGUCCGUGUGACAUUGGACGGUUAAAGCUCUGUGCAUGUGACACUCUCCUCGUCCCACCUCCGCCUGCCUGUCGCUGUGAUCUUGUGCCUGUUCGGUGUCACAAAGCUGCACAAAAUCUCAAGUGCCUGUGGGACCAUGAAGCGAUCGGCCGCACGUGUCUGCAGCUGCUUUGUUCGGGGCGACACACGUUACAAUAGUUUGCACUUUUCAGACGCUCACAAAUCAAACAUCUCUCCAUUAUUUAUCUGUUGCAAUAUGAGGCAUUAUUACUGUUUUUAUAGAAAAAAAAAAGAAAAGAUUUAUUCAGAGUAUUUCACAAAACCCUUAUCUCGUGGCUGCAUCACGGCCGUGACACUGAAGAGUAUAUUUAUUAGAAGAAGGCAGUGGAGAACAUUGUCGGUUGUGUGUCUGCUUAUUGUGCCCGUGGAUGGAGUGAACGUCGUCCGCCUACGUCAAAGUGUUUGUUUUCCACGUUGUGAAAUGUGAUGUGUUGAUUCGUUUCGAAAGCAAUACAAAGUCUGACAGGAUAUUGCUGAUGCUCCCUUGUACAUUAAUGGUUCAAAUAUUGAUGACAAAUAAAAGUUAUUUUCUAUUUA